Molecule: messenger RNA, 855 nt
Organism: Aspergillus ruber CBS 135680
Lineage: Eukaryota; Fungi; Ascomycota; Eurotiomycetes; Eurotiales; Aspergillaceae
Exons: 2
Coding region: 1-855 (284 amino acids)
Biological process (GO): ubiquinone biosynthetic process
Cellular component (GO): mitochondrial inner membrane
Molecular function (GO): lipid binding
Source: RefSeq, a predicted model, not a curated record
AUGGCGCAACCACUCCUCUUCCUCUCUCGUCGGGUGAUUGCCUCCUCCUGCCGCCGUCUCAAUCUCACCUCCCCAUCCAGAAUCAUCGCAUCCUACUCCCGCAUUACACCUACGAGACCGCAACACCAACACCACUGCCAACAACGACAACGCCUCCAACCCUUGACUAGAACAUACCACUCCGACUACCACCCCUCCAAACCCCCGCAAGAAGACGAAUACUCCAAUUCCCAAAUCACCAUCCUCUCCGCCGCCCUCUCACACGUUCCCCGCCACGGCUUCUCCCGCGACGCUCUGAUUCUAGGCGCGCGCGACUCGGGAUUCCUCGAUGUCUCGGUGCAACUAUUGCCGCGCGGGGAGUUUGAUCUCGUACUGUUUUGGUUGGCGAGUAGACGGGGACUGUUGAGGAAUGUUGCUGAGAAAUUGAAGGAGAGGGAGGGAUUGUCUGUGGAGGAGAAGGUGAGAUGUUUAGUUAUGGAGAGGUUGAGGAUGAAUGAGAUGGUUAAGGGGGAGUGGCAGGGUGCACUGGCUCUCAUGUCCCUCGCUGGGAACAUCCCGCUCUCCCUCUCCGAACUUCACGCUCUUUCAUCUGAUAUCUUGAACCUCGCCGGCGAUACUUCUGUCGAUGCCUCAUGGUACACCAAGCGAAUGUCCGUGGCUGCCAUCUACGCCAGCGCAGAAGUCUACAUGACCCGUGACCAGAGCCCGAACCUUGCCGAGACGGAGGAAUUUGUCAACCGGCGCUUCGAGGAUAGCAUUGCGAUUGGCGAGAAGUUGAGCGGCGCUAAGCAGUGCCUUGGCUUUAUGGGGACGACCGCUGUUGGAUUGGGAAGGAGUUGGGGGUUCAAAAUUUAG